AUGCAGCUCUGCCUCUGGUCUCUUCUCGUAGGCACUUGUUUGGCUGUCCCGAUCCAAGAAUGGGGACAACAUCCUAUCAAGACUACGGAGCGAAAUGGCCCUUACAACCCGAAGAAUAGAGAUCCCUAUGAUCACAAGGUGGAUUCCUAUGCCAACGAUUGGCAGCCACUUCCCUGGCGAAAUGGCGAUGGUGCUACCGUGAUGGGACCCCGAAACAAGGACCGAGAGAGGCAGAAUCCCGAUAUGGUUCGCCCUCCCAGCACGGAUCAUGGAAACAUGCCGAAUAUGCGAUGGAGCUUUGCUGACUCCCAUAUUCGAAUCGAGGAAGGAGGAUGGACUCGUCAAACCACAGUGAGAGAACUUGGGGCUAGCAAAGAGAUCGCCGGUGUCAACAUGAGACUCGACUACGGAGUCAUUCGGGAGCUGCACUGGCACAAGGAAGCAGAAUGGGCAUACGUUCUGGAAGGCGAGGUCCGCGUUACAGCCCUCGACACUGAGGGCGGCAACUUCAUCGACGAUCUGAAGAAGGGUGAUUUAUGGUACUUCCCUCCUGGACAUCCUCACUCGCUACAAGGCCUCAGUCCCAAUGGCACGGAAUUCUUAUUGGCAGUUCUGGGAGAGAAUUUCCGCAUAUCUCCUGAAGUGUUCAAGACCAUUCCCAAGUCGGACAAAUAUAUCUUCCAAGGGUCCCUACCAGGAUCCAUUGACGAGGAGAAGCCCGAAGGCACUCAUGUCAAGAAAUCGAAAUUCCAAUUCACCCACAAGAUGCUGGAUCAAGAGCCCAUGAACACGACUGGGGGCCUUGUUCGAAUCACUGACUCGACCAACUUCCCCAUCUCCAAGACAAUUGCGGCAGCCCAUCUUGACAUUGCACCUGGAGCCAUGCGUGAAAUGCACUGGCAUCCCAAUGCCGACGAGUGGUCAUUCUUCAUCAGUGGACGCGCCCGGAUCACCAUCUUCGGUGCAGAAGGUACUGCCAGAACCUUUGACUAUACGGCUGGAGAUGUCGGAGUGGUCCCGAGAAAUAUGGGUCACUUCAUUGAAAACCUGAGUGAUGAUGAACCGGUCGAAGUCCUUGAAAUUUUCCGGGCCGAUAAGUUCCAGGACUUUUCCCUCUUCCAGUGGCUGGGAGAAACCCCCAGGAAAAUGGUUGCGGAUCAUAUUUUUGCCAACGACAAGGAGGGCGCUGAGAGGUUCUUGACGGAGAUUCACAAUGCCGAGUAUGACCCCAUCAGGUCCAAGACUGAGGAUUCUUAA
Messenger RNA from Rhinocladiella mackenziei CBS 650.93, 1257 nucleotides. RefSeq lists its product as uncharacterized. The transcript is spliced from 3 exons. Lineage: Eukaryota; Fungi; Ascomycota; Eurotiomycetes; Chaetothyriales; Herpotrichiellaceae. The record is from RefSeq and is a predicted model, not a curated record. Gene Ontology annotation, biological process: oxalate metabolic process. Bases 1 to 1257 code for a protein of 418 amino acids.